UGUUUAUUAAUUUACAAUAAAAUACAAGUUUAGUUAUCAUUAAAAAAAAAAUGUCUCAAAACUUUGAGUACGUAAUCCCUCCAUGGGAAGCAGAAAUGAUCAUCAAAGAUCUAUCGCCUUCCAACCUCGAGGAAAUUGGGACAAAGCUCUGGUUCGAGUACCACAAAAAGCUGAUGCACUUAAGUCAGCAAAGUGUGUUAGAGAUCACUCAUAUGCGUGAGGAAACAAUUAAAGAGUGGUUCGUAACUUUCCAAAAAAUUCCUAUUCUAAUCUUCGAAGCCAUACAAAUUUCCGUGUGGAAACAAAAAAUAUUUCCGCGACUCCUGGAGCUCGAUGAGGAACCUUCCAACACUUUCAUGCUCUACAGUGUUUUAUACCACGAAAGCAUCGCAGUUUCGUUACUGGAGAAUAUUUUGUACCACUCUGACAGCAUAGAGUCUCUUGAAGACCCAUCUCUUGAUUUAAUAGACUACGCGGUUUCUUGUAUUACUGAAAUUAUUUUUCCUAAAGAGCAAGACCAGGAUGAUAGUAAUAACAUCAAAGAAGAUCAAUCUUGUCUUGAAGAGCUGUUACUAAAAAAAAAAGAGAUAGAAUUCGACAUCAGUAUCAAAUGCAUCUCAAUAAUCGGUUACCUGGGAAGUUUUGCUGAUUCCUUACCUCUGGCUACUUUAAAACGUUUGCUAUCAACUCACGAUGUUCCUUAUUUGUUCGCUCAAUUGAUUGAAUUGCGUCCUUGGAUAAAAGUAGUCGAUGGAACUAGAAUGAUUUAUUCCACUAUCGGAGUCUGGGAAAAAUUAAAAGAAGGCGAGGAAGACAAAGUUUCUAAAAUAGAAGGCCAAGUUUGGUUUGGACUCCGCGAACUUCUUCUCAACCCCAAAGCCGCUACUUAUUACCAAGUUUCCGAGUUUAGAAUAUCUGCGUUGGCUAAGCUGCAAAAGUAUUUACAUGAAAGAGUGCUUGAUCAGAUUCCUCCGCUCGUCGACUUUCGUAGGUGGCUUAGUUGUUUAAAUGUCACCUCGCAGGUUCCUGAUUCCAAGCCUGGUUUUUGUGUUGAAAUUAUUCCUCAAAUCAGGUCGUCAAUUGUUGAUAAGUAUAAAAAGAAGUGGAAAAAAAUUGCUGAACAACAGUCGGAAUAUUUUUUUGCUAAAAAUAUUGAGUAUGUUCAAAACAUGGCGCAAGUUUUAAGCGAAGCUUAUGAUUUGGAUAAAUUAGUUAUUGAUGAUAACAAGUGUGUAGUUUGUCGCAGCUUGGCUAAUAAACGAUGUUCCAAAUGUAAAAAAGUUUGGUAUUGCGGAAGAGAAUGUCAAGUGAAAGAUUGGACAACUCACAAAAAUGAAUGUGAAAAAAUAAGUAAGGACCGCGACUAAAUUUAUCAACGCGUUUAUUAAAUUAAAUUAAAUUAUUAUUAUUAGCUAUUAUCAAUUAAAUUAAAAAAAAAACAGU
Cotesia glomerata is the source of this 1443-nucleotide messenger RNA. It is a transcript of the gene Zmynd10, whose product is annotated as zinc finger MYND domain-containing protein 10. Lineage: Eukaryota; Metazoa; Arthropoda; Insecta; Hymenoptera; Braconidae. Gene Ontology annotation, biological process: motile cilium assembly; inner dynein arm assembly; outer dynein arm assembly. The transcript is spliced from 3 exons. The coding region runs from base 51 to 1367 and encodes 438 amino acids. Gene Ontology annotation, cellular component: cytoplasm; centriolar satellite. The record is from RefSeq and is a predicted model, not a curated record.